Messenger RNA from Chrysochloris asiatica (Cape golden mole), 1716 nucleotides. RefSeq names its product motile sperm domain containing 2 (gene MOSPD2). Lineage: Eukaryota; Metazoa; Chordata; Mammalia; Afrosoricida; Chrysochloridae. The coding region runs from base 173 to 1543 and encodes 456 amino acids. The record is from RefSeq and is a predicted model, not a curated record. The transcript is spliced from 14 exons.
CCAGUGUAAAGCCAAGCUCAUCGCAGAAACCCGGCGGAGGUUCGAAGCUGAGUAUUUGACAGAUAAGUCAGAUAAAUAUGAUGCACGUGAUGUUGAAAGACUACAACAAGAUGAUAACUGGGUUGAAAGUUACUUAAUUUGGAGACAUAACGUCGUAGAUGAAACCUUGAAGAUGCUUGAUGAGAGUUUCCAGUGGAGGAAAGAAUUUGCUGUCAAUGACCUGAAUGAAUCCUCCAUUCCUAAAAGGUUAUUGGAAAUUGGUGGUAUUUAUCUCCAUGGUUAUGACAAAGAAGGGAACAAACUGCUCUGGAUCAAGGUGAAGUACCAUGUAAAAGACAACAAGACCGCGUUGGACAAAAAGAAGCUGAUAGCAUUUUGGUUGGAACGUUAUGCCAAGAGAGAAAAUGGGAAACCUAUCACAGUGAUGUUUGACCUAUCAGAAACUGGCCUUUAUAACAUAGACAUGGAUUUUGUGCGCUUUAUCAUCAACUGCUUUAAGGUUUAUUAUCCUAAAUACCUCUCAAAAUUGGUCAUCUUUGAUAUGCCUUGGAUAAUGAAUGCUGCUUUCAGAAUUGUGAAAACUUGGCUGGGUCCAGAAGCAAUGAGCUUGUUGAAAUUUACAAGUAAAAAUGAAGUCCAGGAGUAUGUCAGUGCAGAAUACCUGCCUCCCCACAUGGGUGGAACUGAUCCUUUCAAGUAUAGCUACCCACCUCUUGUAGACGAUGAUUUUCAGACCCCCUUGUGUGAAAAUGGGCCUGUUGCCAGUGAGGAUGAAACUUCCAGUAAAGAAGACAUAGAAAGUGAUGGUAAAGAAACCUUGGAAAUCAUUUCUAAUGAAGAACUGACCGUUCCAGUCAAAAAGAGUAGCCCAACGGAACAACCGAGUUCCAAAGCAGAAGAGAAUGAAAAAGUUGAUUCAAAGAUAAAAACUUUCAAGAAACCAUUGAGUGUGUUCAAAGGGCCCUUAUUACACAUCAGCCCAGCAGAAGAACUAUAUUUUGGAACUGCAGAGUCUGGAGAGAAGAAAACUCUAAUUGUGUUGACAAAUGUAACUAAAAAUAUAGUGGCAUUUAAGGUGAGGACAACCGCUCCAGAGAAGUACAGAGUCAAACCAAGCAACAGCAGCUGUGAACCUGGCGCGUCAGUUGACAUCAUUGUGUCUCCCCAUGGGGGUUUAACUGUUUCCGCACAAGACCGUUUUCUGAUAAUGGCAGCAGAAAUGGAGCAGCCCUCUGGCACCGGCUCAGCAGAGUUGACACAGUUCUGGAAAGAAGUUCCCAAAAACAAAGUCAUGGAGCAUAGGUUAAGAUGCCAUAUUAUUGAAAGCAGUAAACCAACCACUCUAACAUUUAAAGAUGGUGCUUUUAGCGUGUCAAAUAAAACCAGUGAAGAUAUAUGUCUCCAGCUCAAUCGGUUACUAGAAAGCAAUAGGAAGCUUCAAGACCAAGUCCAGCGUUGUCUCUGGUUCCAGCAGCUGCUGCUUUCCCUAACGAUCCUCUCGCUUGCUUUUGUCAUCUCUUUCUUCUACUUGCUGUACAGUUAGGAAAGUGGUGCCCUGGCAGGCAGCAUGCCUCAGUCCUUCACUAGUUGGAACAAGUAACAGACUCAAACCUCUCCACCAGACUAGAUAGUACUAGAGGUACUUUCUGGAAGGAAAUGUGCAACAUUUGGGGAGAAGGGGAUAGAUAUGUGUCUUAAAAUAAAGUGUUAGAAUAA